Molecule: messenger RNA, 855 nt
Organism: Yamadazyma tenuis ATCC 10573
Lineage: Eukaryota; Fungi; Ascomycota; Pichiomycetes; Serinales; Debaryomycetaceae
Source: RefSeq, a predicted model, not a curated record
CUUUUGCAGCAGUAAGAGAUGCGAAAGAUUUUUCAACGGAAACUAAAUGUCAUCUAAGUCUAAACGGACCCAAGCACCGAAUCCUCCCGAUCUGUCAUCGUCAGAGUCGAAGACUGGAAACUCGAAUGGUAAGAAGGUGACCAAACCAACCGGGAACUCCUUGAAAGAACGAGAAAAGAGGAAAAAACAAGUAUUCAAACCGGUGCUUGAUAAUCCGUUUACUCAAAUACAAUGGCCAUUUAUCGAACCUGAAUUGGGAUCUCAUGUUGUUGAGUCACUUGAGGUGUUACUAACACCAGUUGGACAAUAUCAUAAGAAUAUAACCGCAAAAGGUGCACCAAUGCCCAAGUUUUUGGAUGGGUUUACAUUUGGAUUCAAUCCUACCACCGAAGCAUUGGAACGUCAAGCCAAUACAAAGCACCCCGAUGCAGACAAACAAAUACGAUACGUAUUUGUUUGCAGGUAUGAUAUCAUCCCCAGCAUAUUGACUCAGCACUUUCCAGUGUUGACCUAUACGGCUCUUCGAAAUUCCCAUCAUACGAUAAAACUUAUUCAGCUUCCCAAAGGGGCCAUUGAUAGACUUUCACAGGCAUCAGGGAUAAAUGACCUUUCAAUAUUGUCAGUUACAGGCAACGCUCCUGGAGUUGAAGGGUUUUUUGACUUGUAUAAUAGUGUCCCAGAGGUGCAAAUUCCCUUUUUGGAGCCGAUUUUGAAGAAAAGGGGUAAUUUCAAGUCUCCAUUGAUCAAACUCAUUUCCACAUCGGCACCUGUUGGCAGCUCCUCGAAAAAGAAGCCUCAAAAAUAAUUAAAUUUAUUAGACUCUACUUAAAGAUUUUAAUUAAUGUGUUACGACUA